This is a messenger RNA of Xyrichtys novacula (pearly razorfish), 40788 nucleotides long. Lineage: Eukaryota; Metazoa; Chordata; Actinopteri; Labriformes; Labridae. The record is from the annotation of a GenBank genome assembly.
AUGACCACCGGCUUCAGCUCCGGUUCUUGCCGGUUCGCAGAUUAUUUUGUGAUCUGCGGACUCGACACCGAAAGCGGGCUGGAACCCGACGAACUGUCCGGUAAGCACAUUAGCCGUCGGGGUAAAUGUCGGGCUGAUGCUGAGACAAACAAGGAGGGAUGGGAAGAGGUGUUAUAACAUACGGUUAUUAUUGUGCUUUUAUUGUGUUUUAAAUAACCUGUCGUGUACUGUCAGCUUUUAUUCGCUGUCGUUUAGAGAAUAUAAAAUGAAAGACGGACAAACAGCGAACAUAACGUCAGGCCUAGCUCCUCAUCUCUCCGCCUGUUUAUGUGAAAUGUUCUGGGAGAGCGAGGGGAUUACUGACCCGCUGUGUCUCUUUAAAACACUGACAUGAAUUUCAAUUCGCCUCUCAUCUUUUAUAUACUUAUAUUUACCAGGAUGAUUUGGUGCUGGUAUUGCGCUGCUGUUGUAAUAAUGUAUUGUGAGCGACAGUGAUUCAGGUGCUGGUGAUAGAGAUCUAGAGAUGUUGUCAUAGAGGCUCUCAGCGGUCACUGCUAUUAUUACCAGAGGAGACCAGGUAGAAACACACAUGGGUGGAUUAACGUGGGGUUAGCAUGUACCAUCAUGGACCCCUCACAUCCUAGAUACACGUUGUACUUGCAGACAUCCUCGUCAAGUAACCUCUUUAGAGGGCACACCCUUCCCAUCACAGCUGUUAUAUAAAUAACUUAAUUGUCCAGUGAGAGAGGACAAUAGGCUGAGACACACCUGGAUCCUACAUAAAUGUUGAAUAUACAUUUUUCUGUUUAAAAUGGUACCCUCCUAAUCGUGGAUCUGCAUUUGUAUCUGCAUGGGAAAUAGUGACCAUGAGGUCCCUAGGUAGUCACUGGGCUCUAUGCAUGAACCAUGGGGAAUUUUUUGCAUGGCAACAGUGUCUGUUUAUUUUUUACACUGCAACCCAUGAUCAAUUGAAGAUUUUUAAUUAUCAUGAAUGUGAGAUUAAUGUAAGAAUAAGACACACCUAUACAGAAAUUGUCAAACCCUGGAUGUAAACUACAGAUUUAAAUGUGAAACCUAACCUAACAUGAACAAAAAUAUGUUAAAAAGGGACAUUUGCCACUGUGUGUGUUUAAUCGCUAUGGGGACUGAGGGGAGGCAUAAGAUACGAUGUCUUUUUGGUCACAUCCAUUUUGUAAAUCUACGAUUACACCAUAUAACAAAACUUGAGCCGAACUAGUAGGUGAUAAAGGAAAAUAAUUUCAGGUCACACCUUGUUUUAUUUACCAAUAUAUUAUAUAUAUAUAAAAUUAAUGUAAGAACAGGACACACCCAUACAUGGUGCAAUCAGUGCGGAAAUUGUCAAGACCCUGGAUCUAAACUACAGAUUUAAAUGUAAAACCUAACCUAACAUGAACAAAAGCAUGUUGAAAUGAGGACAUUAGCCACUGUGUGUGGUUAAUCGCUAUGAGGACUGAGGGGAGGCAUGUGACAGUGUGUGUCACCAUGUCUGCAGAUUGCAUCUCUAAAAAAAAGAUCUUUUUGGUCACAUCCAUUUUGUUUGGGCCCAAAAUGUAUCAAUAUUUCUCUCACAAUUCUCAUGUGAUUUUUAUUAUUUCUUACACAAAGUAGUGUUGUUUAUUUAGCCAAAACUUGGACCAACACUCAGUCAGAGGAUUUAUAAAUCUACAAGUACACCAUAUAACAAAACUAGAGCCGAACUAGUAGGUUAUACCCUUGGGUACAGGAAAAAGAAAAUCAUUUCAGGUCACACCUUGUUUAUGUAUCAUUACAUUAUAUAUAUUUUUGUUUAUUAUGAUGUAAACAUGUUAUGUGAACGCUCUGUAAAUGUCUGCUUACAGUACAAUGUAUACAUAUUCUAUGUAUUCACAAUAUAUGACCUUCAAAUGGAGCCCUGGAUACAUGGGCCAUGCACUCACAUCAUCUGGCUAAUCAGAUGAAGCCCCAGCUCUGGGUCAGCUAACAGCUCCACCCUAAUUUGAUGGUGUCAAUAAUGUGGUGACUAAGAGAUUAGUCGGCAUGAUUGCUCAGGUAUUAUGCUGUUUGGGAUUCAGGAGAAGCUAUGUUGAAAUAAUCUAACAAAAAUGACACAGUACUCAAACAGAUUUGGAUUGCAUUUGUUAUUGAUCAUUAUAGUGUUUUUUCUAAUGUCACAAUGGUAUCAUGCUCUCAUCUAGAGUGACUGCAAGUUUUUGUUAAUUGUAUAUUUAGUUUUCAGAGGAGUUCCUGGCAUUUUUAAGUAAUAUAGUUUAACUUGAUUAGUAGUCGUAGCUGAACACACUGUUCAAGACGUGAUUGUUAUAUGUCUCUGUUUCGCCUCCCUAUCAAUGUAAAAGUUGCCGAGGUGGAUAAAAUCACUCUGUCUCUGAGCCAGUAUCAGGAGUUGAAACCGAGGCAUGAUGCUAGUGAAACUACAGAGCCAGUGAAACCAAACGUCCCUCCGUCUGUUUAAGGGUGACGCUCCAUUUGCUAAUAAGGCUUCUUUUGUUCAUACAAGACUGUAAUGCUUAGAAAAAUAGCAAUAAAAAGAGGCUAUUUGAGUCAGUGUUGAUACACCAUGUAAAGGCAGAGUACAGAAAGCUUCAUGGGGGAUUUUUUUUCCUGCACAAAAGGGGGCUUUUGUGUCCCUUUGAUGACAUAUGAGCAAAGACAGCCCUAACCUUAAUUGUUUUAUUAUCUUCACCUAAAUGUCAAAGUAUCACAAAGUAAAAACCCUGCUGAUUCAUAUCUUUGGGAAAACCCUGACUGUUAAAGUGAAUGAAUGGUUGAAAUUUAUGCAGUAUUUCCCUCUAAAUUCACAGAAAAACAGGUGUAUCGCACGUCAAUCUGAAUCAUUUGAUAUUUCCUUUGAUGGUUAAUUCGCCUCUGUCAAGCACAAACCUGCUAACAUAAUCAGAUUUAGGAUGCUCUUUAUUGUCAUCAUACUGAAAGUACAACGAGAUUACAGAGCUUCUCCAUUUACAGAGCAAUAGAUAAAAAAGAAAACAGAGACAGAAUUAAAAGUACAAAAAUAGUUGUUGUAAGAAAAAAAAGAAUCGGUACAGACUAUAUACAAGAUAAAAAUCCUCUAGUGCAGUGCAAACAGUGCAAUGAAAACUAUAUACAAGAAUAGGAAAGGGAGAUAAAUAUUAAGAAUAAUAUAUAUAUUUAAAUACGUUCAUAUGAAAUAUCGAGGUAGAAUUCAACAUAGCAGCAGUGGCAGUAGUAAGUAUAUUGAAACAUGAACAAGCAAGCCCACAAGCUAACCUGUUGUGUGUCUGUUACUUAAUAUAAAGAAGUUUUGUUGAGCAGAUUAGUGCUCCAUGUUUUUAGGAGUCUUGUUUUUUUUAUAACUUCUCUUCACAACACAGUGAUUCACAGGGAGGAACUCCAGUCUGUUUUCUGUGAAACCUCUGUCUGAUUUAUCAUGACUCAGCAGCUGGUGAGAGGACUGUACAGCUGAGAGAAAGUUACACGCUUCAUGAGGCACAUUCAACCAAGAAAGAAAAAAACAACAAAUUUCUAAAAACGCAGCCCCUCUGCUUCCUGUUUGUACUUCCACAAACCAAGUUCCUGUUGACACGUUCAAAUUUAGUGGGUUAUUACUGAAUUGAGUAUAAUUCAAGAAUUCAUGCAGAGCUCUGACCAGUCCUGACCCUGACCUUCAUCUUCACACAAAUAUGAUUGCAACAGUAAGCACCUUUUUUCAUCUGUCUUUUCAAACUGAAGAGAUUGAGAAUUUGAAAGCAGUGUCAGACAAUACAUUAAUGGUGAGGGAGAAAACUCCUAUGUUUGAUCCAUAUUAUUUAAUUUGGACCAAAUGCUGUUUAUAUUGAAAUGUUUGUAAGUCAGGAAGUCAAUAUGCAACCUACAUAAAAAAGUGUAAAAAAAAAUACCUCCAGGAAGCAAUAUGUGAGUAGUGUUACAGGAAGACAAACCCAGAGUAAAAAAAAAAGACUUGCCAUUGAAGGCAGAAUGACAAUUGCCAUAAUACCCACACCUCUAAUGAAAAGAAAGAAAGGUUGGUCAUAGUGUUAUUUUACAGCCCCCUAGAUUUGACAGCUUUGUAUCCGUUUGAAAGUGAAAGUGGUCUCUGUGGUCUCUGCAGAUGUCCCACUUUACUGCAUGUUGUUGCUGUUUACUGUAGAGGAGGUGUAGGGGAUUGCCCCGUUCACUUUAAGAACUGAGCUUGUUGAAAAGAAAUGGUGCGGGAUUUCCAGCGUGAAAGAUUAUCUUUGAAUCUAUAACCUCAAAGUGUCUCGGUGUUACUAGUGUCAAAGUGGAGUUUCAGCUAUCACUUAUGUGUGUGUGUGUUUGUGUCUGUGUGUGUGUGUGUGUUAGGUUUCUGGCCACAAAUGCAAAUACUUGGAGUCCUGGUAGGUCGUCUAAUUUGGAUAAGCCAAGUUUUAUAAUAAAGAGGUGAAGUCAGCUCCAGCCUUCAGAGUUUGAAAAAUGUAGAAUCAUUAAUCAUCAAAAAGACCCAUCUCCAAGUAUUUCGGUGAUUAAUCAUCAGUUUGGGUCAUUGUCACGCCCAUAUUUGGGCAAUGACUGCCUUUGGACCACAUAGAAAAGAGAAUUUUGGAGAUGCCACCCUGGGUUUAAGAAAUAACUGAACAAUUAUGAAUUAUUUAGUGUUCAGUUGAAAGAAGGCUGUUUUUCUGUCACCGUGAUUAUUAAUGAGUUGCUUUUCUCUUAAAAAUGUGACCAUUAAAAAAAUAGUUAGGGCUCAGAGGUAAACCACACAUCUAACAUUUACACUUUUAGACCCUACGAUAACUGAAUUAAUGAGAAAAGAGGCAAAAGACAAAAUUCUAAACAAAUGCCUCUAAAGCUCUUAUUAAAGAUCAGGUUUACACCUUGUAGACAAGCAGUAUCGUGAAACAAUGGCUUGGUACAGUCAGUAAAUAGUAAGAAUGAUUACUAAGGGGCUCUCCUCCCCCACGAGUUAUUGUAAUUAUUAAACAGAUUAGUGAACAAAGUAGAGUAAUUAUAAACACUUGGAUCGUAAUAUUUGAUAUUAAAUAGGUCAGCCGUGCCUAAAACUACGUCAACAAUCUCUCUGCUAUUGUCCGUUACUUUGUCAUGAACCAAAUCUUAUUCUCAUUCAGAUCCACAGUGUGUCCCCCAUUUUCAACAAGGUGCAGAUCUAAUAAUGCUAAUAUACAGUGAAUUACAAAGAGAACAACCUGAACUUUUCUGUCGGCCCUGUGUUCAGCAGCCCAGUGCGAACCUGAUCAGCAUAUGUAUGACCCUGCAGCUCACUGACUACACUGGAAACACAGGGAGCUGAGAGACAAGUACACUUGCACACACAGGCUCCACUUAUUCAAAUGCAAAAUAUCCUUUUGAAAUUCCCAGGCAGCCUCUCUUCCCCCCGUCCUUACUCAGCAAACAAAUGAGCAUGAAUGGCUCGACAUGAAAGCUGGCUUUAAAUGCACAAUGUGAGCUUUCAUAUUUGCAUUCAGUUGUGUAUUUAUGGCUUGUGAAAGGUUGGGGUUUAAAAAUUGGCUUGAAAAUGAGUCUGAAUGAAAAGUUAAGAUGCAGUGUGAGGAUUAAUCACAGUGCUUUAAGACCUCGGGGCAAAGUGUAUCUUAAAUUCACAGGAAAAACAUUUUUCUGCUUUAUGUUCGAGGGGUAAAAGUUGCAUUUAUUUUCCCUGUUAACAAUGAUUCAUGACUCACAAAAGCAGCAAACUAAAGCAUUUAUCAGCAUGAAAAUGUUCAGAUUGAAUCACCAGUACAUGAGGUGAUAAACUGUGACAGAUAUCUGGCUAACCACUAAAAUUCCCAAGAUGCAAAAAUUCUGUUCUAGUCUUCUUUAUCAUUAUCAGUGCUUACAGAGUGGCGACAAAGUGAUGCCUAUCAAUUAUGUAACGUCAGGUUUCUGAGUCACUCCUUUGGCAUUGCAAUCAAGGAAUGGGCUUAUGGGUAUUGUAGUGUUUAGAUACAUCAACCAGAACACAAUUAAUUUGAAAACUAAAUGUGUAAUUGUGGUAAAAUGGGGAAGACUAUGAUGAAUAGUGACAUAUAAGCAUGAAUAGUUAUAUUUACAUUCUGUCUUACACCUUCAAAUGUGCACAUUCAUCUGAAUUGAAGCUCAUGACUCACUAAAAUGACUACAAGUGUUUGUCAUUUCACUUUAGUCUUCAGGGUCCAAGGGGAAGAAGGACUUUAGUGAUGGUUUGAAGUCAGCAGCUGGUCAAAGUUAACAUUCUUCACCAUCAUGGCUGCAGAGUAAUUAAACCUGCACAUUCUUGUGUUAAAGUCAGAGUAAGUUUCUCAGACGUCCAAUCCCCGGGCUGCUAACAGAUGUUUUUUGAACUGAUUUUCUCAGCAGUAACGUUUCCUCAAAGCGGUGCUAACUUUAAAGAUUUGACGUCUGCAGCUUCCUGUAAGCUGAAGAUGUGGCGUUGAUUGGUGCGGUUCAUGUUUGUAAUUUCUGUUGACCUCUUUUCUCAUCAUCAGGUUCAUGAUUGAAGUCACAACCGACUCUGUACAGUUCCUUUUUGGUACUUAUUCAUGCUAUCUGCAGACAUCAGUGAUAUACAAAGCUUGAAAGCAGAAAAUUUAACACAUUAUAUUGUAAAUUCAUAAAAGUAGGGGUAGAAAUAGGAUAUCUGUGAGUUUAUCAAGGUGGAGUUUUUAGAUUUCGUGCCACAUUGCUCAGGUUGCCCAGAAAUUGUAGGAGCAGGUGCAUGAUUUACUGAGAACCCCAAAUGCAGCACAGGUGUGGUUAUGUAAUAACACCUGUGCUGCUCCUCAUAUAACAAAAGGAUCUCAGCUGUUUUGAUAGUAAAGGAAUAAGCAGUGAGAGCAGUCUUUGUAACAAAUACCUGGUUGUAACAUAAGAUAUGGUGAAGCAGUUGGUCUCCAUUGUUUGGGUUUGCUUGGGGAAAGUUAGUUUUUUUCUCCACAGUCAAAAUAAUUCAUUAAUUUAAAUUUUAGUCUGAGAGCUGCCUCAGCAAAACUCUGACAACGCAGUCACGUCUCAGUCACUGUAGGAGCUGACUGUCAUAUCUGUUGAUGUCGCUUUUUAGAGUGAUGAACAAAAUGUGAUGGAUAAAGAGUUCAAACUGGAAUAAAACUUUAUGUCACCUGCUAAAUGACAGUCAUUUUAUCUGAUAGGGGAAAAAUCUGUAACUUUUAAUACUGAUACUAUAAAAGUUUUAUUCCUAAAGCUAACGAACAAACAGGAUGUUGGUUUAUUUUGGCUGCUAGACUAUGAUAAGAAUUCUGCACUGAUUUCGAUAAAGAAGAAGGUGAUGUUUGCACGCCAGAUCCCGCCAAACUAAACGAUAAAACUUUCCCACACUUUGAGAAGUGCCAAGAUUUUAAAAAAAAAACAAGUCAGAGAAACUAUUUGUGAAUUUUGAUCUUAUCUGUUGGGAAUACACGCGGUGCAGGCUGAAGUUGAGGUUGGGAGUGAGCUAUCAGGCUCAUGUCAGUGCCAGGUCCUUUGGGUGAAGAAGUGUUGAUGUUUUUGCUGCUGAGCUAUUUCCAAGUGUCAGCAGUGGCUUCAGCACAUUCUGCUGCCAGCAGUCAAGUCCAGUCACGUUUGAUUGUUGCUUUUCUUGUCACAGAGGAACAUCCCUUUAUGCGUGGCGCCCUGUUGGGCUGUGUUACUGUACUGUAGGUAGGUGUGAGUGUGUGUGAGCACAGGAGGGGUACAUGACUGUGGGUGGUCCUUGGCUCGAAGGAUGAGAGAAAAAGACAAGGAGUUAGAGCUACGUGACGCUCUCCACUCACUGCAUCUGGUCCGCUCUCUAUGGCGUCAUCAUCAUGGUCUGUUUGUUAGAGAAGUCAUCCGGGAAAUGUUAAAGGGAUAUUCCAGUGUAAAAUUAAGUAAGGAUCAAACACACUGUAACACAGAGUCAGACACCCCGCCGAGAGAUGAAUGUUGCCGACUGUUUGCUUCUCUAGUUAUACCAACUUCAGCAACGACCGCACCAUAGCAAUACACAGCGGUCUAUGUCUUCACAUGCAAACCUCGACCAAAAAGCCACAAAUAAUGCUCAUAGCAGCACCUAACUUCAUCAACAGUACAUAUAGGGUCCCAGCCAUAGUACUAGCCACCAAACAACUUUUUAACUUUGCCUGAUUUCUUUAGCAAAGAGACCAAACACAACUCACCUACUCUCUUCCAGCAGCCGCUUGUUUGUACAGAGACCUCCGGGUGAGUCCAUUACCGCAGCGGAGUUUCGCAGCUCAAGGAAGAACAUUUAUGAUAAUUUCUUCAUGGAAAUGCAAUCAGUCUGAGAUGCUAAGGCAGAAGAACUACCACGUCUGCAGUGCAAAAUGAUUAAUAUGGUGAUUAUUACUUUAAGGUAAUGAGAAAGUAAUGAUCAUAAAUGUUCUUCCUUGAGCUGUGUCACCCUGCUGCAGUUGAUAGACUCGCCCGAGGUCUCCGUACAAACAGGCAGCUGCUGGAAGAGAGUAGGUGAGUUGUGUUUGGUCUCUUUGCUAAAGAAAUUAGGCAAAGUUAAAAAGAUGUUUGGUGGCUAGUGCUAUGGCUGGGACCCUCUAUGUACUGUUGAUGAAGUUAGGUGCUGUUCUGAGCAUUAUUUGUGGCUAUAGUGUGGCGUUUUGGUUGAGCCUGUGGCUCCUCAGACUGCUGUGUAUUGCUAUCACGUGAUCGUUACUUAAGUUAGUUUAACUAGAGAAGCAAGCAGUCGGCAACAUUCAUUUCUUGAGGGGGCGUCUAACUUGGUGUUAUGGUGUGUUUGACCCUGAAUUAAUUUUACGCCAGAGUAUCCCUUUAAAGCUGUAGAGUUUGUGAGUUUCUCUAGUCAUGGGCGACUUCCCAUCAGUGCUAAUUAUCAGGUGAUGAUGGGGCUUGAAAGGAACACCUGGGCUCUGUCUGCACACUGCACUUGAACAGUCUGUUGUCCUGUGUGAAAAACUAAAGUACACUAUCAGCACUGCGGUCUCAGACUCAGCUAUUUUCAUUUUCCUCGGUCUUGGAAACACAUUCUGUUUUGCUUCCCUUAUUAGUAUCACAGACAAGAUGAUUUGUGCUCACUCAGUUUCCUUCUCUUUAAAAUGAUCCUGUGAUUUUCACAAUCAACAGAGUUUUCUGCGAUGGUGCCAUGACCUUACUGUGAUUUAUGUAAAUGUAUCCUUUCCGUCACCUCGAUACAUAAAGUGGCAAUGCUUUUGCAGAAAACCAGAAAUAAUGAAACUGUUUUGGUGAAGUAAAACAACACAUCUCCUCCUAACACCGGAUGCGUCCAGAUGUUUGUUGAGUCAUUUCAACACUUGACUUUGUCCUAAAUGUGUUUGCAAACCUCCUCGGUCACAUUAUCACGUCUGUUUUCACUUGUGUUUUGGAACGUGACCUACAUGAUAAAACCUCUCAAUCAGCAGUGGUUGGUUUCGUUCUCUCUAAACAAACUUAACUUUCAUAGUCUUUAUAUGUAAACAAUGAAAAGUUGAUAAGUAAUCUCACUUUCUGACCUGAUCUGAUUUUUAUUCCCCUUAAUAUUUGUUUGUUCGGUCUUAUUUCUUCACUUUGGGCAGUAACUGAAUAACUCAUCAAUCCACUUAGACAUGAGUUUUUUUUCCUUAACCAGGGUUUAUUUCUAAAAGUCAAAAAUCAAAGCUAUGUUUGUAGCUCCACUCAACACCUCCCUUAAAUCAAUGUUGUGUUAAUACAGGAUAAUCGGAUAAUACUGGGCAUUUACUUAAGGGAUAAAGGUUCAUUAAUGCAACUUUAAUCUGUUUUUUUUUUACCCUCAUAAAGUCAGAUUCAUUAUGUAAGAUCUCAUGUAAAAUUCUCAGCUAUUGCCUUCAAGACCAAGGAAAUCAUGUUAUUAUGCGAGUGGAUCUUUUCUUUCUCAGAGGCCACAUGCAGAAAAAAAAAUCCCUGCCCAGCUACAUAACAGGGGUCUUUUUAUGUCAAAUGUUAGAUAACCUUUCUGUGCUCCAGGGCCAGGCUGUCUGCAGUACAAGAGCAGUCACUGAUACUGUCAGCCCCGUGACUGUGAAAUGACCGGAUACACACAUUGAACAAUUCACAACACUGAGAGGUUCUUAAAUUAUCAAUGGGAAUGUCAGAUUGUGUGACUGUGCAGAAGUUUUGGUUUUCUUGUUCUUUGUACGUAAAACUCUACAUAUGUCCAUUAAAUGUGUCGGUUUCUUGAUAACCUCAAACUCCUCUAAUCUGUGGCACUCUACUUUUAUUUUGAAGCUUUGGUCAUACGUUUUGAGUGUUUCUAAACAACAGAGUGUCUAUAGGUUUAAGUGCAAGCUUCUGUGUUCACUUCUACAAAAAGACUGUUACAUGUCAAAGGUGAUAAUAUGCACAAACUUUGAUGAUGCUUUGACUUUUAUUGACUUCCAUUAAAGGUGGGGUAGGCAGGAUCUGAGGAAGUGCCAGUUUUUGGGAGAAAUCUUGAAUGUAAACUCUACCCCUUUCAACCAGUUUUCCCCUCAGCUCCUCCUCUCCCCUCCCUCUCUUCUCCAGCAAGCCCCGCCCACAAACAGACGCUCCUGCUCGCUCAUAUCGUUCCAAUUAAAUUCAGAUAUAAUGCAGAUAAAUACUUAAGAUAACUACAAAUGGGGCCCAGUCAACGUGAAAGUAAAAAGCAUUGGUGCUACUGCAGAUGACAACAGACUACCAUUAAACACAAUGUUUGAAGGACUUCUACAACUAGCAUAAAGUGACAAUUUUAAAAUGUUGACUACACAGACAUAACAAAACACAGCGAUAUCGUUAUAUUACCAAAAGUCAUCAAUAACUCAUAGCUAUUGGCUGAUAUUAAAAGCUUUUUUUAUAUAUACACCACAAAAAAAGAUGCUUCUUUAACAGAAUCUUGCCUACCCCACCUUUAAAAAGAUAAACUGUCUAAAGGCUGAAGACCUCCGAUACCAACCACAUUCCCAUCAGCCACAGCUGUAUUUGCUGCCACUACUCAAAUGUUUGCAUGCCAACAUGCUGAAACAACACAGUGAACUUAGUAAACAGGACUUUUUCCCUUCUCUCUGCAUUGUAGUUAUUAGCAUGUUAGCUUGUUAAUAUUAGCAUUUAUCUCCAAGCAUCACUUUGCCGAAGUACAGCUUCACAGCACUGCUGGCAUGGCCGAACACUCUCUGUGUGAAGAGAAUGUAAUCCAUGCAGACGGUGAAUGGAUUUGCAUGAUCAUUGGAAGAAGAGGAAACCAAAACCAACAGACAGACCUGAUCAUUGUAUCAUCUUUACUUCUGCAGCUGGCUUGAAUUAGCAUACCCUCCUGAUAUGGUCAUUUCCUGUGUGCAGCUUGUUCUCAGAGCAGAGCUGUCAGGAUGUUUUUUGCACUGAGAAGUGAUGCGCUGCCCACCUUGAACCAGGCUUUUAAUUCUAUUUUUGUUUUAUUUGUUGUGUAGCUUUAUGCCAGUAUAUAGAAGCUACUAAAUUCAGAGAUGGGGCCAGAGGAAAUUUGGCAAAAGAAGGUAACCCACCGACCACACACACUCCUCCCCCUCUUAACCUGAGCUCAGCUUUAACCCUCCAGCCUUUAACCUAGCACACCUUGCCUUAUUUUUUCAUUCCAGCUCUCUUUUGUUACUUUAUAUUCUCAGUUUUCACAGUUAUUUUCGGCACAGGUGUGGGGACCCGCCCUUUCUGUUUCUGUCGAGCACUCUGAUUUCUCCCCUCCUGGUUUCUGUCUGCCUCUCCCCCUCCCCUGGCAGCGGCUCAACAAUGAGCUGAUGUUUGACAAUCACCGCUUCUGUUUCUUUCUCUCACACACACACAUGAAUCAAGUGCUGCCUGCGGCUGCGCUGGCAUUGCUUGGUCAAUGUUUACUCUCCCCCCUUCACUCUGAAUGACUUUUCAGUGCUGCCUUGGUGUGUGCAUCACUUCUGCCUUACUCUGGGUUCAAAUCAACUCGAUUUACGCUUCCUCUGAAUGAUCAAUUAAUUUUGUGUGUUUCUUUGUAUUGCCAUUAAAGCUGUCAGGAAGCACUACCGCGCAAAAGUUGGACAGAUUUCCUUCUUGAUAACUGACCAAAUCUUGGAGUGAAGCUGCUUGUUUGGAUUUGUUAUUAAGCUCGCUGUCUAAAAUAAAGUGCACAUGACAGCUUUAUAUGACGCAAUACAAUCUUCCUCUUCAAACAAACAUGCUGACUUGCUUUUUUUCCUCCGAGGCUGUGCCUGGCAUUUUAAACUUUUUUUCUUUUCAGACCAUUAUUUUUGCUCUUGUAUCUUGACCUGAAACUGUGCUAACUGUCUCUCUCUUUUGUUUGUUUUUUUUGCUCUCUCCUCUGUUUGUUUUUUACUUCCAGGUGAGAAUUUUGAGCAGAGUCCAUUGCGGAGAACCUUUAAAUCCAAAGUUCUAGCACAUUUUCCAGACAAUGUCGAGUGGAAUCCAUUUGACCAGGAUGCAGUGGGCAUGGUAGGAUCUCCCUGCAUGUGUUUAGUUUUAUGAUUUCUAUUGUAAGAAUAUUGAACACAUAAAGAGGUGGUAGCAUCUCAAAAUCACUGCGAAUGUGAGUAAUAAUACAACAUUUUAGUGCAGAAUCACAUGAAUAAAGCAGAUGUUUCAUACAGUGAUCCGUAUGAAACAGAGUGUUUAGUUCUAUGAUGUCUAUUCUAAGAAUAUUGAAAACAUAAAGAGGUGGUAGCAUCUCAAAAUCACUGCGAAUGUGAGUAAUAAUACAACAUUUUAGUGCAGAAUCACAUGAAUAAAGCAGAUGUUUCAUACAGUGACCUGUUAAGCAGUAGAGUAUAAGUAGAAAUGAAAGAUAUAUUUGACUUGUUUUAUUGGUUUGUCCAGAUUCCUUGAAGGAAUGGUUCAAGUAUUUCUGAUAAUAUGUUUUUUAUUUCAUAAGUCAGAGAGAAACAGGACAACACUGAGCUUUAUUGAGCUGAAAAUCAGGUGGGAAAUAGCUUUACAAAAAUAUUAAGGGUAGAGGGCCUACAGCAAACGCAGCACUGUCCAAAGGUAAAAAAUCUUCACUAACCGGAUGCUCAAAAACCCUCCAAGUUCUUAUUGUUUUUCUCUUAUUACAAAAUUUGGUCAGCUGUGCGGCUUCCUUUGUGGAAAGCCAGGCAAAGUUGUAGUAGCUCAAUGCAUUCCUCUUUGUCUUCAGUUUUCUUUAACUGUGUAAAAAAUAACCAUUUGGUGAUGAAGAAAAUACAAAGAGUUAGUUUGACAUUUUGAGUGCUGAUAGAUGUCACUUUGAGUGUCUGUUCAAGUUCAGCUCAGUUUCCAAAUGUUUAUAAUGAGUUUGACUAACCCCUGUAGAUAUUCAGAGCUACCACAGAUAUUCAAGUAGAGCUUAUCUGUUUCUCAAACUCUUGUAAACGCUCUUCUAAACUCAUGUAAAAUAUGAGCUGAGGUACAUCUGUCCUUCCUACUUCUCUGAUAACUCUUCUGCCUUUUCCCUCACAGCUCUGUAUGCCAAAGGGUCUGUCCUUCAGGACGCAGGUGGACACCCGGGAGCCUCAGUUCCACUCCUUCAUCAUCACCAGAGAGGAUGGCUCUCGGACCUACGGCUUUGCUCUCACCUUCUUCGAGGAGGUGACCAGUAAGCAGAUCUGCAGUGCCAUGCAGACUCUGUACCACAUGCACAACGCAGAGCAGUACGACAUCUUGCACACUCCAACCUCGCCAAAGGGGCCUGUGGACCAGCGACACCAACUCUCCUCCCAGCCCCGUCCCGUGCUCCAUGCAGCGCCCGCCAUCUCCCAACUGCAGCGCUUAAACUCCUACGACAUCAGCCGUGACACGCUGUACGUGUCGAAAUGCAUCUGCCUGAUAACACCCAUGGCCUUCCCUCAGGCCUGCAGGAAGGUGCUGCAGCAGCUCCACCAGGCUGUUACCUCCCCCCAGCCCCCACCUCUUCCUCUGGAGAGCUACAUCUUCAACAUCCUCUAUGAGGUACCCAUGCCCCCCUCCGGACGUUCACUCAAGUUCUCAGGCGUCUAUGGGCCCGUGGUUUGCCAGAGGCCGAGCACAUCUGAGCUGCCUCUGUUUGACUUUGCCGUCAGUGAGAUGUUUGAGCUGCUGGGGGUGGAGAACGUUCUCCAGCUGUUCACCUGCGCUCUGCUCGAGAUGCAAAUACUGCUCUACUCACAGCGUAAGUACUACUGCGUCUUUUAACCUUCUCAUGUUACCUCAGCAUCCUCUGCAUUAGGAAACAUUGAUUACACAUUGUACUGCGUCUCAGUAGGUCAGCUCAUGCACUAAAGAGAUUGAUGAGGAUGUGCUCAUAAUAAUCAUAUACCCUACAAACCUGUACUUUUUUCAAUUGAGCUAAAAGGAGAAAAAAACUAUCAUUAAAGCUUUUGUUAGGGAAUUAUAGGGUAACAGGAUCCUGUUAGAUAUAGAUUUUUCAAAAUAUACCGCUGGAGCCAGGAGACAGAUCAGUUUCAAGACUAGAGAUUGUCAGGGGAUCUGGUUUUUAUGUCUCCUGUUGUGGUUUAGGAGUUUUCAAAAUCUUUCUUACAUCCAGAAAAUACACUUUAUGAUUGAUACAUAAGAUAUAUUUGAUCAAAACUAUGCCACAUGAUCCAGAUAGCAGGCAUUUUCCAAGUGCUAGUGAAUAAUCUAAUGAUAUCUCAAUGAAGUAAAAAGGCUCCUUUAUUAUAACUUCACUCAUCCAUGAGAAAGAUAAAACAGAUACAGCCUUGAAAACAUAUCUAUUGAAGAUGAGUUUUCAUUCAUAAGUCAUGGAGAUAAUUUGAUUUCAUUGGUACACAAAAGCAUAAAAAAGCAUCAACUGGGUAAAUUCCCUAGUUUCUAAUGCUCUUACAUGCUGUGAGCGCACAUGUUGUGAUGCUGUUUCUCUCUCCCGUCAUACUCCGACUCUGCGGCCAGCUUCGGAUAUUUUUGGAUGGUUGUUGUAAGGGAACAAAAACCACCGCCGUGGGCUACGACACUUAUUUAGUAUGCAUGGUGGAAGUAUUAUCCAGCAGAUUACAUAACCUGUUGAGUGUUUCCAUCAAAGAGAUACACUGUCUGUAACAGACAAAGUAAAUGUCAGCUUCUCUCAGCCGUCACACGCAGCAGCAGUCGUGUGUGUUUUUGUAUGUCAUGUAGGCAUAUUUAAACCGCUUCUGUAAAAAAAAGCCUUUUUUUUUUGGUGACAUGUAUUAAUUUUAAUCAUCUGGUGAAUAAUUUGUCUGAGCUUAACAGAAAAAAAUCACAAAUUGCAGAGAUGCUUAUAUGAUUUGAUCAUCGGUUGUAGCUGCUAUAAAGAUAAAGAUGAACUGAAUCCAUCUCAUCCUUCACCGAGCUGGAUAGAAAAAUAGAAAAGGUGGCCUCUGAGUCCUCUCGAGAUGAUUUGUGUGUAUUUGUGUGUGUGAAGAGGAAAAAGGAAAUCAUUCAAGCCUCCAAGGUCUGGUGUGGUGAUUGGAUCCAUUACACAGGCAAGAGAAGGCAAAUGGUUUACAAAACUCCAGGGGAGGGUCUGGGGGGAGAAGCUCUUAAGGGGGAAAGCUGUGGUGUUGCCAGGCAACCUGGAGACAGGGAGGAUAGCAGUGAUGCAGGGCGAUUAUUAUUGGUUGGAAGUGACAUCAUGCCACUUUUUUUUCUCUCCCCCCACAUGAAGCUCAUCACUGCAGAACGUGUGAAGAGUGUUGUGUUGUGUCGAGUUAAGCCCUGGCAAUCUUCCACGGAGAAGAAACGAGGGAUUGUUGGGAAGAAGAUGCCAUGCUCUUAUUCACACACACUCACACAGAGGAGGGAAGCUCUUUAAAUAAGUAGACCAUGUAUUUGCUAUGUGACAGAAAUAGCGCUGUAAUACAUUCCUCUGAUAAAGAUAAAAACAACACUGACUGCAGCUAGUCUCGACUCUACGAAGACAUCAGAAGAAAAAAAAAGAGGUUUAAAAUCUUUCCGCUGCUGCUGCUGCUUCCACUUUGUUCUAACAGGAAGAAGAAAAUCAUGUGCCAAUCAUGUGUCGGCCGUUGUGACAUGCAGCUAUUAAGCCAUUCCUUGUUUUUGCUCAUUCAUAGGAUUCCUCUGUCUGUACGUGAUCGGUGACGGAAAAGAUAAAUAUUUAAAGAAGAGGGCGAUGAGUUUGGAGGAGAGAUCUGAAGGAUUUUAGAGUUACACAACACUCGAUCGAGCCACAGUGAUGCUUCUGAUUCAUCUAAAAUUAGAUCAAAUAACACAAAUUUGAGGGGAGAUAUCUGUCUGUGCUUUUUCCAUAUUUACAACAAAAAAUUGGUGUCCAUUUAAGAUUUAUUCAAAUUUUUAAAUUGCGAACCACAGAUGUAGAUGUAAACUGCUCAGAACGGUCCAGAACCGGGUAACGCUGCUCUGCUUUACUACUCUGUUGAGUAGAGAAGUACAAAACAUCAAACUCUGUCCUCAGCUGUCCACGGAAAGUCUCCUUUUGGAUUACUUUUACCAGGACACCGCAUUUUUAACAGUCAGAUGUACUUUUAUAACCACAAAAUGUGCCAGUUUAUUUUAACCUUAUAGUUUAUGAGAGCUUCCUAACAACAUCCUGUAUUUUAGUGUUGGUAAACUUAAUUAUUUGUAACAUAUGAACUGAUAAAAUACAUUGCAUGUUAAAUGGAGAGCCACUUGACUUGAAAAUGGGUUUUUAUUUUGCUAAUGUCAUUCUGAUUCUUGCUGUAUUAAAUUAUAUCAUCACUUAUGAACUUUUUUAUCACAUUCUCAGAUUUUAUUCUCAGAUAAAUUUAUUAUUCUGAUUCUGAUUCUACUAAAAGUUGAGGUUUGUGUACCUUUCCUGAAAAUUCCUGGCACAAAUAUACUUAGCCGAGCUGGAUUUAGUUCUUCAAAUGCCAGUUAAUGGCACAAAAAGAUAAGAGUGGCUUGUUGGGUAAAGAGUGUAAGAGUCAGCAUGAGAAUAUUUAAUGUUUGCUAACAUGCUGUUGUGGGGUUUACAUCAGAACCUUGAGCUUGCUUUCACUUUGUAACAGAAGUUAUACCAGAAACAAAUAUCAUAGAAGGUAUUGUUGUAUUUGAGGUGUCCAGAAGUGACAGUUUUCUGAGAAUUUUUUUUCUUUUCCAUCCUCAUGAAGCACAAGACCUCUGUUUUUAAAAGUACCGUUCAAGUAGAGUUAUUAUUUUUUCAAAUCCUGACAAAGGGGGUAGUAAAGACUGAAGUAAACACUGUCAAAGUCGAGCACAUUUGAUCUAAAAAGGUUAAAGAUGGUCUCAUUGAGUUUGAUGAUGCGUCAGUGGCACCACUGGUAUUUAGUCCUCUUUGCAUGUUAAUGUCAACAUGCCAGUGUUGGUUACACAUCGCUCAUGUCUGGAUCAAAAUACUGCAGAACUAUGUCAUGCUACGGGAUACUAUCUCCCAUCUACACUUGUUUACAUUUGGGUAGAGCGUCACAGGAUAAUUUCAGUAACUGGAGCCACAGUCCCAGCAGCCACGCUACAGCUUAGACACAACAUAUGAUUGACAUUUAGACCUACAGUAGGACAGAUAUCGAUCAUUCUAUUCAGGGACCGCUAAAUGAGGGUAACAACAUUUGACUGGUUAGUUCACUAAUCAAUAAGCUAACAUCACAAAGAGAUUGUAGUUGGAUUUUUAAAAAGUUGAUUUUGAAUCAUUAAUUUUUUUUUGUCUCAUUUUAGAUUAUCUAUCAUGGAUUUUUUUAUGUAUAUAUGUUGUUUUUAUGCUGUUCAAACACAUUUUAUUAAACAAGCAGUGAAAUCAGAAUCAUGCAGGACCUCCAUAUGUAGAAAUGUUUCUCUGUGUGCGUCCACUUUAGUUUUCGGGCUACUGUGCUGCAUAUAUUUGCCAUCCAACUGUAAACUGAACAGUUCAAGCAUCACUCCAACUCUGAACUGCAUCCAGUUCUCAGUGUGGGCAUGUACAAACUGUUCAAGCAUUUGAGUAUAUAUAGGCAUCAGUACUUGACUGUUUGAGACUCGAGUUGAAGUGGUUUCUUGUUUCAGUGGCCCAGUUUAAGUGCAGACGGGUGAUGUUAGUAUUCCUGUCCCCGUCCUGGGAGAGGAAGAAGGGGGAUGAAGGAGGGGGGAGGCAAAGGCAGAGGGUGAGAGUCUCUUCUCACGGGAGCAGCAGCAUAUAACCAAAUGAAGGAAUGGUAUUUGUUUUGGCUCCAUAUCAGGAGAGGCAGAGCUGCUGUCUAAUGUACAGUAGGUGUCAAAAGGAUAGAGCAGGAAUGCAGAUGAAGAGGACUGGAUACAUAUUUGCACUUAUACACGUUGACUCAAGUGUGAACAUAGAAGGAGUGGAGAUGUGUGGAGUCAUGACAAAGGAAUUCCACAUUAGCCAGAGGGAAGACUGACUGCAGCUGUGACAAAGUUCACGCAGUCUUCUUGUUUCUUCAAAAGAUAUCAGCCACAGAGGUCUUACUGAGGACUUCCUCUGUGGAUCAGAUGGACUCGCCUCAAAGGGAUCAAAUCAAUACUGUGAUGGUUGAGCAUCAAUAUGAUGUCUUUAAAAAAGGCGGUAAAAUGUGCAUACAGGUGAAGUUACAGCACUUAUAAAUCCAUCAGUUCUGAUUAGAUCAAAUAUAGCUGAAGACUGUAAAAAGUCCUCUUGUCUUCUUUACAGGAAAGGUCAGAUCAGCUUGUUGUUGCGUUUCCCUUCUUUUAAUUCUGUGUUUACAUUGAGACAAACACAACUUCGUUUCCUGGGCUGCUCUCAGGUUUUUAGAGGUGAAGUAUGAACACAGGAGACACGGAAAGUGUGUCAAAGAGAGACUUGAGGGGAAAAAAAUAAACAAAAAUUAAUGAGGUUUGCUGAGAAUAGACAGAAUCACAGGAUCCUCUGUUGGUGAGUCAGUCUGUUGAGGCCUCGCACAUUGACCUCCUCAGACAUGUCUCAGAUCACACAAACAGAAAGUGGUCCUUGCUAUAAUGCGAAUAAGCUGUUCACUAAGGAUCUGUUUGACACAUGUAAACUUAAAGGUAUGUUAUCCCUCAGUUUUGACCCUCAGUCCCUAAGAGUUGGUCGCCGGUUCAACGCCUCCACUCCUACAUUUACAAAACAACAACCAGAGCAACAAGUUAACAUUGUUCCAGCAGGGUUUGGUGUUUUCUUUCGGCCUGUCAAGUUAUUCCACUUUGUCUCUAUCUGGCUUAGCUGUGCCUUAGGUUCAAAUAAGGCACCUGACAUUCAUAAUUUUGUUGUUGUUGUUGUUGGAUAGUAGAACUCAUAUUCAGUUUCAGAAAAAUGAGAUACAUGGACAGUUUGGUUUGAUUCUUUGUUUUAACGUCUUUAAUUUGUCUCGGUUAUUUCUCAACAUGCAUUUGAAAAGAAAAGCUUCCUCAUGACCAGCACAGCCUCUGAGUUUUGCUCUUUAUGUUUCACUGCAGCAGCAAAACAAAAUGCUGAGUCCUCCACUCUCGUCUCACUGCAACAUUAUAAAUUCUAUGAAUUUGUUCCCCGUACUAUUUCAUGCCAUUGUUGUGCUGACUACUUGUCUGUUGUCUUUAAACUUGUUCAUUUUUUUAAAGAUUGUUUGCUGGUGACAAACAUAUUUAUAUUUAUAUUAUAACACCCCUGCAGAGAAGCCUCUUCAAUUUCGUCAUGUAUUAACCUUCAUAAUGACAAUAAAGUCUAUUCUCAGUGAUUCUACGCAAGUAUGGAAUAAAUUUGAUCAAUUUCCAGGUCUUAAAAAGUGUGGAAAAUAAAAAAUAAAGUAUGUAAAAAUAUUUGUUUCCAGACUAUUACCACAGAUCUGAAAUGCUGUCUUCAAAAACAGAGAAAAGUAGGGUAUGGAAAAGUAUGGAUAUUCCAAAAGUGUAGGAACCCUGUAUUCUAUUUUAUUCGGUUCUAUUGUCCACUAAAUAUUGAAUAUAACACUGAUUACAUCAUGACCUAUCACAUUAACAAGCAGAAAGUUGCCUGCAUUGGUUUGAUUACUGCUGAAAAACCAUCAAUAAAGAGAAAACAGCACAUGUGAUCACUCAAUCAUUAAAAUCACUAAGAUUUAAAUGUGAUUGUCCACUCAGAGAAUAUAAAGCCUGUAUUUAGAUUCUGCAUGAUCAGUUUUCGCCAUGAGUGUUAACCCACUUUUUUUUUCUAAUUGUGUGUGUGAAACAGAUUACCAAAGGCUGAUGACGGUGGCAGAGAGCAUCACAGCCUUAAUGUUCCCCUACCAGUGGCAGCAUGUGUAUGUUCCCAUUCUACCCGCCUCCCUCCUCCACUUCCUGGAUGCCCCUGUGCCGUACCUUAUGGGCCUCCACUCCAACGGACAGGAUGACCGCACCAAGUUAGAGCUGCCGCAAGAGGUACUGAUGCAGAAAUAGCAGCUUCUUAUUAUUAAUAUCAUUAUUAAUAAACAUGGAUCUGUUUCAGUUGUUUUAUUUUCUACAAUAAAAAACAUUUUUUGAAGAGGAUAAUUGUAGUGAAUAAAUUCCUGCCUGUCUUUGAAUGUUUGGGCCUAACCACAAUAACACCGGCUUAAUCUCUGAUAAGGUCUGUUUUUGUUAUACUGCAGAGGUAAGACCUUUGCUGUCCUGUGAAACAUGUCAGAGAGGAUAGUUUUCCUCUUGUUACCCUCCUUGAAGCAGCUUCUUAUUCUUGCUUAUUUGUAUUUACCUUAUUACUCAGAUGUGUUAACCUGCUCAGCCUCUUUACUGCACUGCUGUCUGUUUGUCAUAAGGGGUUUUUGUUUCAUUCAGGCAUAUUUUGUUUUCUUGUCCCUUGUCAAAUCUAAGGCCAACUUGUGUUUUGUGGACAUCGACAACCACUUCAUCGAGCUGCCAGAGGAGCUGCCCCAGUUUCCAAACAAGCUGGAGUUUAUUCAGGAGAUCUCAGAGGUGCUCAUGUCCUUUGGAGUGUCUCCAGAGGGAAAUAUCCACUCGAGCGACAGUCAGGCCAAGUACAGAUUCAGAUCUGUCGAUGUGGUCUCUGAUAAGCGAAACGGCAACCUGGCUUCUCCCCUCAACUCCUUCCUACUGAGGGAGAAUGAAACUAUCGCCAGACUGCAGGCGCUGGUUAAGAGGACAGGUGUCAGCCUGGAGAAGGUGAGAAACAAGGCGAAGGGGGCUGCAUGAAAACUCAGCCUGAUAUUCAUUUAUGAGGAUCAGCUAUUGAUGUUUUAAAGGCUCUUGAAGACCCACUCGGAUGAAAAUCAUGUUUUUCUUGUUGUCUACAUGUUCAUAUGGUAUUUUUCUGAUGCUACAGGACAUAUCAUGAGAAAACUAAGUGUGAAAUUGUAUUUCUAAGUAUCUCUACAUUCAAAUCGCUGUGAAUCUCUGGCCGACCCAAACGUCAGGCUCAGAUACAGUGAGAUUUCCUAUGUAGCAAAUUCAAGCUCCACCCCCAGAGCUCCGCUAUACAGGCCUGACUCAGAGAAAUAGAGAGGACAAUCGCAGAACAAGCGUGUGUGUUAGCGACUCGCAAUGCUAGUAAGAAAGCUACCAACUUUCUUCAUGCCCCCAAAGACGUUAGUGUCCAAAAGCUGAAUAGCUCCUAUGUUACCUGCCACUUCUGUGAAAAUGACACAGGUAACGAGAUUUUGGCUUAAAAAUUCAUAAUCACAAUUUAAAGACCAUUGAUAACACUUUAAGAAGUAAAAAAAAGGUCGGAGUGGGAUUUUAAAAACUGGGAUGAUGGGAUGAUGAAGUUUUCCAAGAAAAUAGGUCAUGAAUAUUUGAAUUAGUGAUGAGUAAAGAGAAUAUUUUAUAUGAUUAACAUUUGACCCACAUUGUUCCAGUAAACUUUUUUCAAGUUUUCUUAAAAUUUUGAAUAUUUUUUGAUAAGCUGCUUCAAUGGAAAACAAAUACAUUUUCUGCUUAAUGAUUUCCUGUCAGUUCAUGUAAUCAUAUCAUAACCUGGAUUGUAAGCAGUUUUAUAUGACGUAAGCAGAUGGAAGGAUUAAAGCCAAAGUUCAUCGUGUCCUGUUAUGAAGUGACACACAGGCAGGAAAAGGAAGGGCAGGUCAUCACUAUCAACAUAAGCUGAUAAAACACACUCUUUGAUUUGUAUCAGUAGUUAUCAUCAUGAUAGUAGUACAAGACAACAAACAAAAGGGGGCGCACUUUCUAUGCCACACAUCUAUCUGCAUUGGUUGGAUGUUUUGUCCGGUCUGAGAGAGAGCAGAUGUCUUUGAGUAGAAAAUGUGUUUUUAUGAAUUAUUGAAGGAAAGGGCUUUUGAUUAGAAAGCUGUGAUUUUAUAUUUAAAUCCUACAUCUACCAUAUCUAGGUUUUACAUAUUUUAUACAUCAGAGAUUUCUUCGUGACAGUCCUGUUUGUGAUUCAUUCGUGUUAAUAGAGGCAGCAGAUGAUUCGCUGUAUAAGAUCAGAUGAAUUACUCUAUCUGCCAGCUGAUGUCUCACAGCCUCGAUGACAGAAAACUCAUACAGUCACUGAUAUCAGUGGGUGUCUUUACAGUCUCAUUUACAUUUGCCCAGAGUGCCUGACAAACCGUAGGGAAUGUGUGAUGGAAAAAUUUGUCUUAAGACUGAAAGACGGAUGAAUUUGUGUCUAAUUCGUGGAAGUCUUUGUGAAUGCGGUCUAAUCAGCUUAUACACUAAUUGGCUGUAUUAACUCUUGAAGAGCGGAUUAGCUUAUUGUCGCCGUAUAGUUUUCAGCUCUGAGGUUACACCUCACUUGCUGUUAUUCUUAUCUAGAGUCAAAGCUAUUAGAGUUACAGCACAUUCAUCCAGCGGUAGGCCAUGUUUGUUUUAAGUCCCCCCAUCAUGCUGGCAUCUGUCCAGCUGACCUACUGAUAAGCUAAAAAUAGAAAGUGAGGUUUUGUUUGCUUUGGGUCGUAAAUCACCCGGUGUCCUUGACUUCCUUUCUCACAACCUCACUGCUAUAUCAGCGGUCUGUGAUAACCUUCAUGUUAGGUCACGUGAAAAUACCCACAGCUCUUUUUCUUUUCUUUUAUCUCACAAGCGUUUCUUUUUUUUCCUCAAUGUUCUUUGCUUUUUUAAAAUUAUGCUAUAAUAAACAACAGCUGGAGGUGAGAGAGGACGCCAGCAGCAACAAGGACUCUCGCUUUCAUUGUGAUGAGGAGGAGCUAAAGAUGCACCAGCUCAACAUCCAGGUGCGAGAGGUCUUCGCCAACCGCUUCACCCAGAUGUUCGCCGAUUACGAGGUGUUCGUCAUCCAACCGAGCCAGGACAAAGAGUCUUGGUUUACAAACCGAGACCAGAUGCAGAACUUUGACAAGGUGAAGAGCUUCAGAAAGUUUGUUCGUACGACUGGGAUGGCGGGCAUCUUUGCAACAGUAACAUAUGAUGUUAAAUCUGACUUUGUUUGUUCGUAUGUGUGCAGGCCUCUUUCCUGUCAGACCAGCCAGAGCCUUACUUGCCCUUCCUAUCGCGUUUCCUGGAGACGCAGAUGUUUGCCUCCUUCAUCGACAGUAAGAUCCUCUGUCAUGAUGAUGAGGAGAAGGAGCACACGCUGAGGGUGUUUGACUCCCGUGUGGAUAAGAUUCGCAUGCUGAAUGUCCGCACGCCCACACUGCGCACCUCCAUGUACCAGAAAUGUACAAACAUUGAGGAAGCAGGUGAGUCUUUACGAUUCGUCAAUGAUCAGAUGAUGACAGGAAGAGUUUUUACUAAAUCUGGGGCUGCUUUAAAAGCAUUUUACGUUGUAUCUGUAACUAUAAAUGCCUCAGCUCUCCUCUUUUUUUAAUCUCAGGUUUUUUGGUUGAAAACAAAAGUUCACAGCAGCUUUCUGAAACUCAAAAAAAUUACCUUUUUGUGUCAAAAGUCACCCCGGGUAAAUCCACGACAUUUGCAUUUCGAUUCAGUUUAAUUAAAGAAGCUGUGAAACAAAUCCUUGAAUUCAAAGUUCAGCCAAGGCGUGAUUAUAGCGUCUGAGUUUUUGAACCGACCUGAACGGCUGGUGAUUGCUGUCUUCUUUGCAGACAACCUGGUUAAAAAGCGAUAUGAGAAAGCAGAUUUUGAGGCUCCUGGACCUCAUGUCAUUGAGCUGGAGAACGACAGCGCUGAUUCUCGUAAUGAAAUGUUUUUUUGCUCAUUACCUGAAACUUCCCUGGGGGGCAUUUCUCUGAAUGUGUGUGCAAUGCAACCUCUCACAGGGGAUAGAUGGACUAGAAUGUAGAAUAUAAUUUACGAGUAUUUCACAUUUCCAGUUCGGAGAUGUGUUUUGAAUCACGGCUGUUAAAGAUAAAGUCCUGUAAGAGAUCCUUAAUGUAUUGCAUGCGUAUCAGUUUCUACAGCUGCAGCUUGUGGAGCAGUUUUUCUGAUCUGUGUAUCGAUGAACUGAUAAUUCGAGCCGCCUUCAGGUGAACGAGUAAUGACUGAGUCUUUUCAGAAAUCAAUUCUGUUUUUUCCUGUGAAUCACAGCUUUAGACAGGCUGAUUGACUUUGAGUCCAUUUGUAAUUCUGCAGCACUUUUGUUCUAAUUGUUUAAUAUUUUGCAUAUGUUACUUUUUAAAAAGUCUAUUUGAAUCUCCUCAAAAUUCAUAGAUGCUGUUCAUCAACCCACCCAUGCGUGGGUUGAUGAAUAGGCGAUGGAAAACUGUCUGAAGCUGCAUUCAUGAACGAUUCUGAAGUGGUUUCUUAAAAAUGAAAGAAACAAAGAGAAUCUAUUCUGAGGCUCGGUUUUCUGACACGUCUUUGGUUCUGUGGGUGUAUGGGAGGAUUUAAACUUCUUUCUUCAGUUGUCAUUCAUUCUCCAUAGAAAUCACGGGGCCUUUUCAAUCAUAUUUUUCUUUUCUUAAAACAAGCGACAGAAAAUACUUGUUUUUCAUGACGGUUACGGGCUCUUUCACCUCCUCCUACUUGACCACCUGAUCUCCGUAACUCCUGAUAUUGAGCUUUGCCCGAGCUCAAGUACAAUUUGUUGUUCCUGAAAUGCUCCUUUCUCUCGGUGAAAGCACAAUUGGAACAAAUGAAUGAAAUGGAAAUGAUGAGUGUAUCCUGUCUCACCACCUCCCACGUCCUCUCUGCAGAGAAAGCCAUUGAGAUGAGAGUUUCAAAGAUCGACCACACGGCCCUGCAUCCCCACCUGCUGGACAUGAAGAUCGGUCAGGGCCGCUACGAGCAGGGCUUCUUCCCCCGACUGCAAUCUGAUGUGCUCGCAACUGGGCCAACCAGCAACAAGUGAUUGGAACUAUAACUUCUUCUCAUGGGGGAAAAAGUCUUCAUGGCUUAUUUUUGGUUCCUUGGUCGGGUUCACUAAAGUUGAAUCAUUUUGUGUUUCAGGUGGACCAAGAGGAGCGCCCCUGCCCAGUGGAGGAGGCGAGAUCGUCAGAAGCAGCAUGCCGAGCACCUUUAUUUAGACAAUGACCAGAGAGAGGUACGAGGUCACUGCAGUCUCCUCUGAGCUCACACCUUUGAGCCUCGUCUGUUCUGCCUGAUCUGUUGUCUGUUUGCUUUGUUCUGCUAUUGUUGACACCAUCUUCUUGUCUGCUUAACGCUCCUCCUCUUCAUACUCCUGGUCACUUUGUGUCUUUUUCUUUUCUUUCUCCGCCUCUCUCGCACUCACGCUUGCACACUCUCAGCAUGUAGAGUGUUUGUUUCCGGAGCUGCAGCUCCUGCUGUUUCUUGACUACUACUGGCUCUCACAGUCCUUCAAGCCCUGUCUAAAGUCGGUCUCUGUGGAUGUGGUAUGUGUUGGAAGUCUGUUAGGCAUUAAGCCUGAACACCAGGACCACAUGACCCGAACCCCCAUGUGGUCCUGACACCCCUAGACUUUGUUCAUCCCCACCAGUUGAGCUGUAUCUUACUGGGUGCAACUCUUACAAAUUCAACACAUUUACACAAUCUGCACUGUUGACAUGUUUUGUUUAAGACCUGAAUAAUAAUACUAAUAUUUGAACUGAGCACACUGUGAUAUAUGUUCUCAGAACAGUUCUAGUCCUAUGAUCCCAAAUUUGCACAGUCUGACCACUAAGGUCGAAUGCAUCACAGUGCAAGACAUUUCCAGUUUAUAAGUCCUGCACAGUGCCAUGUUAUUAUGAACAUUGUUGGCUGAUCACACUUUGGAGUCAAAGUAAAGAAAAUUGUGCCGCUAUUUUCAAAUCAGAUGUAGGUUUUUAUUCCAUAAAACCAAGAAUCUUCAGAGAUAAACACGUUAUUUUAUGAGGGUAAUUAGCCGAAGUACAAAUGUUGUCAUCUUAAAUCAUAAAUCAAAGCUGCUGCAGCAUAUUGUCAUGUCAGACUGCAGAACAAUGUGGGACUUGACCCCUGUAGUUGUAGCUGUAGUUUUUCCUUCUCCCCUAUUUGUUAACCUUUACCUGUGAUGUGAGUCAACCAGUUUCAGUUGCUUCUGUUUGUUUUUAGAGGUCAGCUGACUCGGUUCUUUCUCUUUCUGUAACUAGAAGUACAUCCAGGAGGCUAGAAACUUGGGCACAACCAUCAGACAGCCCAAACUGUCCAACCUGUCACCUUCAGUCAUCGCUCAGACUAACUGGAAGUUCGUUGAAGGGUUGCUGAAGGAGUGCAGGAACAAGGUUUGUGUACUACUUUUCUCUGGUAAAUCAGUGUUGCUCUGUUUAAAGACGAGGAGUAUCAUCAACAGUGGACCUUAAUCCAAACUGGACUACUACUAUUAAAAGUCCAGAUGUUGUCUUACAGUAAUAUAUCUAUUAUAGAAUAAAACUGCUAAUGGUGUCAAAACUUGCAUGAAAGUUAUAGCUGUCUUGACAGAUCAGGGUCUGUCAGCGCUUCAUUCGAAGGCUGAGUACUAACAGCGCUGUUGUCUCUCUCUAGACUAAGCGUAUGCUGGUGGAGAAGAUGGGUCGGGAGGCUGUGGAGUUAGGUCACGGAGAGGUCAGCAUCACUGGUGUCGAGGAGAACACUCUGAUUGCAAGUUUAUGUGAUCUGCUGGAGAGGAUCUGGAGUCACGGGCUGCAAGUUAAACAGGUGAAAAUCAGACAUGUUUGUUGUUGAAUUUCAUGAUUGAUCCUCAGAACAGUAAUGUUCACGUACGUUUUCUCUCUCAGGGUAAAUCUGCCUUGUGGUCCCACCUGCUGCACUAUCAAGAGAACAAAGAGAAGAAGAAUGCUACUCCGGGCAGUUUGGGACCUCCAGGUGAAAUGCUGUAAUCAGUAUAACUAUUUAACCAAUCAGUGACUAAGGGUGACUAAGUCAAUUAAUACCGUUUUUUCUAUUCCAGGUCUGAUUCAUGACACUGAGAGGCGCAAAUCUGAUGGUGGUGUUUCAGCCAUGGCCCCCCUUAAAGUUUCCUUGAUCCAGGACAUGAGGUGAGGAGGGUUUAGGGUUACUUAUACAUCAGCUUUACAGAGGAAUAAGUGACAUAAAUUUGCUUACAUUAGGACAGAAUAGGCCAAACAAGACGGGGUGACUGAUAUUGAAGCUGUUGAUCAAUAACAAAAGUCUGCUAAAUAAGACUGCCCCCUUGUGGUAGACUUUUAAACAGCAUUUACUAUGAAGAUAUGUGCUCUCAUGAUCAUCUAUGGCCAUUUUGUAUGUAUGAAUAUACAAGAUCCUCAGUGAGUUAAAACAUAAACUGAAUUCAUCUUUUAAAUCACGAGUGAACUUUCCUGUCAUGGAUUACUUUCUUUCUUUCUCUAUUCACGUAAAAAAGACAUUUUAACAAGAAUCAACGAGCAGAAAUUAGUCUUUAGAUGAUCAUAAAUCCUUCAGGAACCAACAACACGACCAAAAGAUUUGCUGUGAUUUACAUUGUACGUGCUCCAUAUCGUAUGAAAAAAGAUUUACAGUGAUGUUCACAUAAAGAAGUAAAAAUAGAAAAUAUAUAGAAAGAAAAAUAAUAUCUGAAUUUUUGAAAAGCCACAAAAUAAAAACAAAAUUCUGUAAACAUAAAUAUAUAAAUUCCUUUUAAAUUUCCAUGCACUACAUAUUUAAAUGUAAACCCAUUUGUUUACACUUGCCUUUGUAUAACCAGGACUUUGGCUACUAGUGUACUUUUAGUUGAUGUCUGCAGUGACUUUGCUGACCUGAAUUUUAGUCACUGUCUGGGUGCGGGAGUGAGGUGUUUUUGAAGCGCUUUUCGUGCAAUCCAAUUUCCAGCCCAAGGUUGUUGUUUAAUUAUAUUUUUGCCAUUUAUUGAUUAAAUGGAAAACAAACAAAAAAGACAGAUCUGUCCAAAUUACGACGAUGGUGUAUGUACGUGCUGUCGGAGAUCAGCGGUAAAAACUGUGUGCUCUACCUAUUCCCCAGAUCACUGCUUUACCUGUGUCCCUUUUGUAGCAUUUACCUGCUCAUUCACCCGAAGUGCCCCUUGUGGUGAUUGUACAAGUAACAAAACAAAACCCAAAAAAUAAUAUAGAUAAAAUGGCUCAUACAAUGUCUUUAGCUUAUGUCUUGUUGUCUUACCCUUUUUCAUUUGAUGACUGUAAAGCACUUUAUGACAAAUGUUCUAGAAAGGUGCUGUACAGUUGUUGAUAAAAAUGAUAAUAAUAAUAAUAAUAGUUGUUGUUGUUAUUAUUAUCAUGCUUGAAUAGAAUACUUUCCCAUAAGAAUAUGCAGUACACAUACUCUUGUACAUACCCAAAGACAGUCAUAUAUGUCUGCACACAACUCCCUUACUAUAAGCAGUGCCGUGGUUUGACAUAAACUGGUGAGGCUACAGCCAACAAGAUUGCCACCUCAGACCUUUAGGCCUACCCGGUGCUCCGUUAAGCUCAAGAUUUGUUACCCUAAUAUGAUCAUUAGGACCACUACACUGAGCCUUUCUGUGACCCCAUGAGUUAUCUGCAGCACACCUGCACAGUGUAGCAACUGUGUGUUAUGGCAGGCAUCAACAUAAUCAUGUGAUCCAUGCCUGUGUUUGAGGAGUCACACAGUGGGUCCGUGUAACUGCACGUUACUUCCAGCCUAAUUAUCAGACCCCCCGCCAGUCUGACUGAGAAGAGGGGAGGGGUCAGCUUGAGGCGCUCUAACUACACUGAUAGAUCAACCCCCCCUCCACAUUUAUGUAAACACAUAUGAAACAGCAGUGAUCCCCAAGCCUCCAGGAAUGUCUCUGAAUUAUUGAUUUGAUUAUUAAAUAUUUUGCUGAAUCUCUAAGUUUGAAGCUUGUUUACAUUGAUGGGGAGACUUCAAGCACUGUAAGUGUCAGGCUGUUUUCUGUGUUAGAAGGCUUCAUACACUACGUUUCCUCUGUUGCCAUGGUGAUAACGAGCGGAAAAAACUGGGUUACUUGGUUUGAGUGAGUGUAUAGGGCGGAGACAAGGAGGGGGAUGGAAGGUGGAGUAUGAGAGGCGUGCGGCUCUCAGCAGACGAGCUGCUGGCACAGGUGGAGUGGAAGGGAAUGUGUCUGGACGGCGGAGGCAUGAUAGUGGCUUCGAGCGAUGACAUGGGACCCAGUCUGGGUUUGAAAAUGCCACUACAGAGGCAGACUGAGCUGCUCCUGUGGCUGUGAGACUGACUCAGGGCAGGAAAGUCAGACUCAUCGUGAUACAUUAUACAUCUACCAGACAGAGCUUUUCAACAACAACAACUACGGUGCUGAAAUUAUUUUUGAAUGAGCCUUUGAUGACAUGUUUGUUAUGUUUCAUUUAGCAUGUCAAACAGCAAAUAUCUGCAGAAAAACAAAUGAAUGUUUUCCUCUUUUCUAUUCUACAUACUGACUGACCAAACAUGCAAUUUUAUUGAGUUGCUUUGGAGUCUUAAAUCUGUAACUGUUAGUUUUGUUUUUUGUUUUUUUGGGUCACAGCCCAAAUAUUCUCACAUCUGCACUCUUCAGUAUCACACAAAACAAAUGUAUUCAUCUGACCAUGCUGUCUGUGCUAACAAGAGAGAUAAAAGACCUGAUCUGCAUAAUUGAAAUUAGUCAUUCAUGUUUUGUGUCUGUGGUUCCAGACCUUUUUUGGCCCGGGGUCGCCUCUCAGCCCUGUCAGAUGAAUUCAUGUUGUUGCUCACCAAAGACUGCUUGUUAUGUUUCAAAUAGACGACUGCAAAACCACUUGAGUGGAUAUCGUAACUUUUCAUGCAAGUGACAUGGCCGUACAAAGGUGGUGUGGUCACUGGUCAGUGAAGUGAGGAGUUCCAGCUGGUUAUCCUUUAUGUUUUGCAAACUUUUUUUUAACCCUUUAGUGCCUUUUGUAUCAUAUUCGAUACACACUUUUAUAUACUUCUAUCAAAUCAAUAUGAUCAACAAAUUACUAAAAAAACACCUGAAUACAGUCAGAUAAAUGAUAAAAAUGUCCUCUUGUAGUUUAUCAGUUUCCAAAAACAUCUAAUGUAUCAAACGAGAUAAAUAAAUAUAUUUGUUAAAUUUUAAGGUCAUUUGGAUUUUUUUGGUUUUCAGUAGUAGGUGAAAUAAACGUUUCAGCCCCCCAAAAUUUGAAUUUACUGGCCAUAAUUUGUGGUGUCAGGCAUUAAAGGGCUACUCAGUUAUUCAAUAUUUGUUUCUUUCUUUUUUUAAAUCACUAACUGAGAAAUUAUAACCAAAUCUCUCUGUUGUAAAUUUUCAUGCACUCUGAAGUGAGUGCACUCUUCAAUUUUCAUAUGUAGACCUAAUAACUUGUCUUAUUAGAUGAAACCUACAGUAUAUUCAUAUAUAAAUAAUUCUUGCACAUAUAUAAAGUCACUUGAGCCUCUGUCACCCUUAAACAUCGUCACUAUUAUAUCAGGACAAAAUGAAAACAUCCUUCCAGUGUAAAGACUCAGCACAUACGGGGUCUAACAGGCUUAUCAACACUUUUCACAUUUAGUCUCAGAAGAAUCCAUCAACUUGAUGAAAAAUGAUGUUUAUGUAUAUGCCCCGAACUCUCUGUAAUUCUCCUGUUGUCGGUUUUUUUUAAGACAUAUUCAGAACAUCAGUGAAAUCAAGACAGAUGUGGGCAAAGCCAGAGCCUGGGUUCGUCUGUCUAUGGAGAAGAAGCUGUUAUCAAGACACCUGAAGCAGCUGCUUUCAGACCACGAGCUUACAAAGUGAGUGAGCGGAAAGAGAACAACACAAAUCUAACUCUGCUGUCAGUCUGUGUGGUUUAAAAUCAGCAUUUUUUUUUCCUUACCUCAUCCUGACCUCUCUUUUUUGUGGAGGAAUGUCUGUCUCAUAUGAAAUAAGGAUGACGUGUGGUACACCCAUUUAUAAUACAUUAACUCAUUUGAAAUUGGAAAGCAUCAUACCUCAGUCUACUGCCAGAUAAAUAAUUCAAAGCCUUCUCCAUAAUUGAAAUAUGAGUGUUGAAUUGGGUCAGGGGGUUGUCUGUCUGCCUUUGUGACCUUGCCAUCACUAGCUGUCCUUUUUUUUCUCCUCCUAGAAAACUGUACAAGCGAUACGCCUUCCUCCGCUGUGAUGAUGAGAAGGAGCAGUUCCUCUACCACCUCCUGUCCUUUAAUGCUGUUGAUUACUUUUGUUUCACCAACGUCUUCACAACCAUCAGUGAGUGAUAUUUCUUUAUACCAAACAAUUAAAAAUUAGAUAAUUCAAGGAGUGAUUGUGUUAAUUGAAAUUACCCUCAUCUGUAUCCCUCAGUGAUCCCCUACCAUGUGGUGGUGAUUUCCAGUAAGAAGCUGGGGGGUUCAAUGUUCACAGCCAACCCUUGGGUGUGUGUUUCUGGUGAGCUGGCAGAGACAGGAGUCCUGCAGGUCCCAAGAAACACUCUGGAGAUCACUUUUGAGGUUGGUGUUAAUUUUCUGAUUAAAGAUAGCCCCAUUGUACAACAGCCUCUUCUUUAUUUUUAUAAUUUAAUUACAACUUAGUUAUCAUCUCAAUUGUUUAAGGUCAAAUAAAUCUGUAUCUCUCACUGGUUAAACUUGUACAUCUCACAAAGAAAGAAUUGGUGGCUUCAUUGUUUAGUACAAAUGAAUAUCGCGGUAAAGGGAAAAUGAGAAAAGACCUAUUCUGAAGAAAAGAAGAAUAAUUAUUUAUAUAAAGUACAAAAAGGUUCAAUAACAGAUGAAGAUUGCUGUACAACUGAACAAUUUAUCAAGAAAUCACCCUAAAAAAGCGCAGAAAUGAACAGAAAAAAGUACUAAGAAUAAAUCCAAGGAUUAGAGAUAUCCUCGGAUAUCUCCUGUUGGAUAUAUCCUUGGAUCCAAGGAUAGAGAUAAUAAAAUGUCUGAGUCAAGGGUGAAGGUUUUAUUUUCACCUUAAAUAAGGCCAGACAAGGGGGGAUAUUUUGGCUGUAAGAUCCAGCGGGACAAGACGUCCCAGUGGUUCAAGACGAGAACUUCUAAAUCAGAUCAUCCAUACCAACUUAUCUAAAGGUAUUAGACCUACUUUGUCUUUAAUGAUCCCUCUUUCCAUGCAUGCUAGGCCACCUUAAAGGUUGCCUGUAAAUCAGCUGAGCUAAUUUAAAUGACUGCUUAAAUGAUAGUGUUACCAUUUACCAUGCUGUCUUCAAAUGCAUUAUUGCCCUGACCGUGCCUCUCUCACUCUCUCAGUGUCAGAAUCUGGGCAAGCUCACCACUGUACAGAUGGGUCACGAUAAUUCAGGGCUCUACGCAAAGUGGCUGGUGGAGUCUGUUAUGGUUCGCAAUGAGAUCACAGGCCACACUUACAAGUGAGUUUUUUUUUCUUUUGAGAGCAGUCUGACUGCUGUAAUAUGGGCGAUAUGUAUCCUGAAUAUCAACCUUUAUGCUUUUCGCAGGUUUCCGUGUGGACGGUGGUUGGGGAAGGGUGUGGAUGAUGGCAGUCUGGAGAGAAUUCUGGUGGGUGAGCUGAUGACCCCCACCACAGAGAAUGAUGAAAGAAUGUGCCGGACUCCCCCCAUGCAGCAGUCGCCUGGGAUGAUGAGGAGGUUUGUCACCAUCUCGCCAAACAGCAAACCAAGUGAGUAACUAAAUCUGAUAAAACCAACUCCUCCUUGUUAUAUUGAAGCUGAAGGAAAAAUAUUCUGCAGGUCUAGGACAACUGUGUUUCCCUGUUUUUGCUAACUUGUGCUCUAGGUCUUGUUCUUAAUGCCUUUGCUGCUAGAAGUUCAAAUGCAUGAAUAAGAAAACACUGUGAUAAAUAGAUAAAACCUGGUUAGGGGGUUUUCCUCCCUGUGUCUGCUCAUAUUAUCUCACAUCAUCUCUGUUUGCCCUUUUCUUCUCCUGCAGAGUUAAACACAGGUCAGAUCCAAGAGGGAGUCGGGGAGGCCAUCAAUGGGAUUGUGAAGCACUUUCACAAACCGGAGAAGGAGGUGAGAGACCGCCGUCUAGACAGGCCCGAACAUGUAGUUCUAUUAUUCAUCACAGAUGAAGAAAAGCAGCUUUCUGCUCUGGUGGUCUCAAAGCCUCUCAGUAACUGUGGGCUGUGUGGGAUGAUUCACAUUGUUAGAGAGUAGUGAAGAUGAGUUAUGACUGUUGUAGACAUAAAAAACUUUUCCUCAUAGUGUUUUUGCACAGUGACACAUUUCAAUUCUUAGAGAACUAGUUAAAAAACACACUUUUUUAGAUUUAAGCACAUGGAGUUUCACCUACUGAAGAGGUGCAUUAUAAGUGAGCUGUUGAUUACAGGUCCUGAGAGCCACGCACUGUGCACUUAGACUACAAAGAGUAUCACUGGGAAAUCCCCUUCCCUUCUGCUCCUCCUCUUCACAGUACUGACAGAAUAAUCUAGAGAUUCUGCUUCAAUCACUAAUAGUCCCUCACUUCACUCACUGAAAUAUACUCUGUAUUCUAUUCUAAAGUGUGGUUUACUUAUCACAGCAAAACGAAUAAAUGCUUUGACAUCAUGGUUCUUUUUCCUGCACAGAGAGGCAGCCUGACCCUUCUCCUCUGUGGGGAGUACGGACUAGUCUGGGCUCUGGAGCAAGUUUUCCAGCACGGCUUCAAAUCGCCCAGACUCUUCAAGAAUGUCUUCAUUUGGGACUUCUUAGGUAAAGACUUGAAAACAUUAUUAGUCCUUCAUAUGACAGGAGCUGAUAGUCAUAUUUCACCCAAUACUUCUCCAUAUCUGAGGUUGAUUUAUACAGGUUAUUGAUAGAUACUGCCACUCUAAUAUUUACCAUAAACACUGCUACUCUUAGCUUUUGGCCUCCUUUGAGCUUUGAUUACAGAAACAACACAAAAGUAGUGUAUUCUUCGGUGUCCCUCAUUUGUUGUUGACCGUUUACAUCACGUGUUGUGUGAGAAAAAAAGGAUUUGGUAGACAAAGGAGGACUGUAUUUGUGCAGGGUUGGUUCAGGAAAAGGUAUGAAUUAAAUGUUUGCAUGAACUUAGAUCCAGCCACAACAUGAGAAAAACAUACUUAUCUCAUGUGAAGGAUAUUUUGUUUGUAAUUGGUUUUUAACUUCUCUUUCAAUCUCUUUUUGCUUUAAUAGAAAAGUCACAAGUGUACUUUGAAAGUGCGGAGCAGCGAGAGGUGGCCCCGGAUGAAAAUUGGCAAACCAGAGUGCGCCACUUCUGUCGCUUCAUGCGUGCCAUCAACAACACAUCAAGAAAUAUUGGCAAGGACGGGAAGUUUCAGAUGCUCGUCUGUCUGGGCGCAAGGUGAGCCCAAAAAUCUCACAAACGACUGAGACAUGUUUAGAUAAUAGGACACAUAUAUUAUAUACAUGCUAUAUGGAGAAAAAAACAUUUUUUGGGUUCGUGAGAUGAAACUUGAUCAGUAAACACAAGAUUUUAACUGCAGAAGGGUUCGAAAGAUUUAGUAAAUGUGUGUGGUGCUAGCUCCAGCUGUGUUUGGUCACUUUUUCUAUGCUGUAACUUCCUGACACACGAGGAUAAGAAAUAUAAACCAGUCCUUCCUACUGAAACAGUCCUUGAUGCACUGCUCUGUUUCUGACCCUGCAUCCUGACCUCCCAUGUGUCAAGAGAAAAGGAUCUUUCCUCUGAGGAUUCUUGGAGUGUCAUUUUCAGUAUUUUAGCACAAAAUAAUGAAUCAAUAAUUUAAAAUAUUACAGAUUUAUCCCUGUCAUCAGCCCUUUAGUAGACUGAUUCUCUAACUGCGCUGAUAUGUUGUUUUGAGUUAAAAUUGGCUUUAUACAGUAUAGUUUGUAUUGUAAAAGUGCAACAUUCGCAUUAAUAACAAUGUCUUCCUCUCUCAGGGACCAUUUGCUGCAUCACUGGAUCGCUCUGCUUGCAGACUGUCCAAUCACCACUCAGAUGUACGAGGACAUUGCACUGAUUAAAGACCGCUCAUUGGUAAACUCUCUGAUCAGAGUCUUACAGACCCUGCAGGAGUUCAACAUUACCCUGGAGGCUUCGCUUGUCAAAGGUGUUGGUAUCUAAACUGAACCAAUGAAGAUCACUAGGGACCACUGAAGAGAAUUAGAGAACCUUUUAUAUGCAGGAACCCACUUGAACAAAGGACAUUUUCUGGCUUAUAUUAAAGCUACUGUUACAUUUGCCAUAUAUAUUAAGUGCAAUGAGCCUUUCAAGAUAUGUUGUUAUUUUUAUCCUCAAUGAUGUUGCCAUUAGAUGUUAAAAGUAUGUUUUCUAAUAUGAACCAUGAUUUUCACAUUAAUGACAAUGACCUAUUUGUGCUAUGUUUUAUUGAAAGCUAAAUAUUUUCAUUGUUAUCGUGAACUGCUGACAAUGGCUAUAUUUAAGGGAAAGUGAGGAUCAAAACUGUUAAUAUAUUUUCAGAGAUAAACAGUAUUAUUUUGUUAAAUCGGUCAAGUUGCUUGCUCUGUUGUCAACUCAGAUUCCAAUGUCAUUACACAGAGCUUAAAGCAAAUGAUGCAGAAGUAUGCUUUAUAAGUAUGUGUAUGACAGAGGGGCUUGUAGUGUGAAGAUGAGUCAUCUAUGUAGGUAUAGAAAGGCUGUUGUAUUUGGCCAGUUCCUUGAGAAAUGUACCAAAAUGCAGAUCUUUUACAUCGAGUACCCACAGAAUGAUCCUUUUUGCAUGGUAAUAAGACUGUGUGGCGAAAGCCUGUUAUAUUUUUCAGUUGGAUAAGGAAGCAUACGCCAGGUUCUCCAAAAGAUGCUUGACACCGCUUUGCGCAAAGUGGAUCAAACUGACAGCCUUCAUGUAAAUACCUCCAACCAAGUUUUUCUGCCUAUCAUCCCAGCCCUCACACUACAUGUGUCCUCUUCUCUGAACAAUGACAGUGUGGUGAUCUGUGUCGGAUUACCUCCUUUUACCCUGUGAGGAGGAAAAGGAGUCAGCUCAUUUACCUAUCCUGAUUUUGUCAUCAUGGUUUCUUGCUAUGCAAUAUCCACAAGGAAAAUUCAACCCUCUCUGAACUCUAUCCUGGGGUGUCUUGGAUAUUACCACACCCUCUUCUGUUACAUGCAUUGAACUGACUGUGCAGAGCAAGAGAUCUGAUAUGUGAAGAACCUCUUUUCUGUGCCAAUGUCUGGAAUGACUGUGUUGUACUCGUCUGUGUACAACCUACACAUGAGCAUCUUGGGAGAUAUCUAUUUUUGUUUUCCAAUACUGUUGUACAUUUAUUGACAUAGCUGUGUAAUGUAGUGUUUACUAAGUGAGCAACAGUGUACAGUGUAAAAAAAUAUAUUAAGAAUAAAGCAUCUGUAAUGGGUUAACAUGAAUCUUACUGUUUUAUUGGUUGACUAAGUUCAGAAUCAAUAAUCAGUCGCUGACAAUGAGAAUAUUCAGACUACUGAUUUCAUUUCAUAGACCCAGAGCUUGCUGGGGGGAUUGUACUGUAUAUCCCACUUGGCCUAGGCCCUGGUAUCCCUGAGGUGGAGCUGGAAAUGUUUCUGGGGCGAGGGAUGCUGUCCCAAUCUUGCAAUGGUUGAAUACUAGAAUUAGUUCGCCGACGCUCCGUAUCUACUCUCCACUUGAUAGGGGAGAGUGGGGUAAGAUGAGCCAUUUUUCUUAUUUCGGAUCACUACAUCAAGUUAAUCAUAGUUUUGUCUCUAACUAGUGUAUCUGCAGAUAUUUCCAGAUGUUGUGCAUCCCUGCAAAACAACAGAAUAAGUGUAAACAUAACUGUCUUGAUAAUAUAGCAUGCCAAAAAAAGUGGUCUGCUAUGGUCAACUUACCCAGUGUAUGGGCUAAGUAAGUUGACCAUAGGAGCGGGGUAAGUUGAGCCGUAUCCCUACUACCACCCCACUCUCCACCCCAGCCCUCCCUCACCUUCUCUCUCUCUAAAUAACAGUCACUUCUUCACAUUCAUGUGUAAUUUUAUCUAUUAUACGCUAUUUAACUAGUACAAUAAUUCUGCUAAAAAGCUGUUUUGUAAAAAGUCAUUUUCACAUAAGAAUGUCUUUAAGUGAUUCAGAACAUUCACAGCUGUAAUUUUGAAAAGGAGAAGUAACACAUUUCAACAAUCUGAACUGAAACUCUGAUCCUCUCAUCAGAGUUCUUUACUUUCUCAGUUGACUCACUGGCUUAAUUUACCCCAGAACUACUAUUAUGACUUUAUUAGUCCUCUAAGAUAAAAUGGUGGACUUUUAUGGUAGUAAUAUAAAAUAAAUGUCUAACUCCUUCGCCCAUGAGCUUCUAACCUUCACAGACUCCAUGAAUUGAUGCCCAUCUCCUAAAUAUUUGGUAACAUGAUCAAUUUCUUUGACCUUUUCCAAGUAACAGGGAGUGGCUCAACUUACCCCACUCUCCCCUACAGUCCUAUAUUUCAUUUUCACUUUACACUUUUUAAAGCAAAACUGCCCCUUAACACUAGAAAUGCACCAAAUAAAGCAUUUAAUCAAAGUAAAUUUGUGAUGAAUUAUCAUUUUUUGGAAAGGGACACAGCAAUGGCUGAGUUGUUGAAGCCAAUAACAUACUCCUCAUCAAAUCGGUGUAUUACUCUCAGCUGAGUAAAUGUCAACAAACCCGUUCGCGCCAAGGCAAAUGGCUGUUUAUCUUUAAAGCUUCGGCCCCGGUGGUUUGUGGGAUGUUGAGUUCAAAAAGAGAGCCGUUAAAACUGAUGGCACUCACGUUUCCCGCUGGUUCACUACGCCACCCAUCAUUCGUGUCUCCGGAAGAAGGCGGGAGGCGAACGCCGAUUGGACGAGCGCAGGUUCAAACCCAACCGCUGCACUCCUUAUAUGGUCAUCGUACGCCAGUUCUUUCAUUCCUGCUUCUAUGCUAAUGAUAUUGUAAUAUCCAGCUGUAUGCGUUAGUAGUAAGAGCAUGCGCAGUGCGUGGAAGGAACACGGCGAAGAUUCAAAGUUUUUGUUCAGUAAGUGCACAGUUAUUUGUCUUUUUCAAGAAAUACCGCUACCAAAUCGAAACAUUUUGCUCUGUAUUGAUAGACGGGUUGCUUUUUGUUGUGGUUGUAAAGUGACGCAUGUUUUUUCUGUUGUUUAAGUCAAAUGCAGAGGGACUUACCGACUUGACAAUAGGUUAACGUGGAAGUGAACGGGAGCGCGGCGUGGUGAUGGUAGCUGAGUCGGUUAGCUAGCAUGCUAAAGGCUAACAACAAUGAACCAUAUUUGGCGCUCUAGCGGGCAAAAGUUUGAAUUUAAAGGGAAGGAUGUGCUCAAUACAACUUUUCUGUUUUUCACUAAAAGUCUAACCAUAUACACGAAUAACUCAGGGUCGGUAACCGCAUGUUAUAUAACUUAGUGAGUCGGUUUCCACAGAGGUGAACGAAGAGCCCGGUAGCUUUUUGUUUCUUCACUUCAAAAAGAGAUGCAGCUGCUGCCCGCUUUUUGUCUCCGCUCUCGGUGUAAACAAACCCAUGACUGAGCAAACACCCUCAUCCUCUGAUUUAAUAUUAUUAUUCUUUUAAUUGUGCAAAAGUUUGCGGUAGAUUCUGAAGCGAUGAAAAGUAAAAUAAUAAGUCAGCUAACGCCAGCAGCAGCGGUGUGUUGAUAUUGAAGCGUUUCUGUGAUUUACCUCUUGAUAGUUUGAGAGUUUGGUGUUUUUCAACGCUAACUGCGAUACUAAAUGUUAUUUAUCUAGACAUUCACUUUUUCUUUUGACAAUACAUCAAUUCUACCAGGUUAGGACAUCCAAGUUGUGUCAUAUUUUUGGGUUAUUUGUAUGUUUUCGUGACAUUGCAUUAGUAUUCAAGGUACUCGGAGUACUCGUAAUGCUUUUAACUUAAUUGUGCAUUGGGAGUGAAACGCGUUCCUGCCUUAAACCAGUGUUUCAUGCCUUUUAUAUUAAACAUUUAGCGUGUAGAAAGACUUGGUUGUUUCUGUGCGUGUGUGCGUGCAGGGACCGCCCCCUUCUUAGUAGUAGAAAGCACAACUGUCUGCAGACACACACGGUGCUUUCCACGAGAACUGCGACCAUUACCGACCUUUGUUUUCCUCUGUACAGGGUUUCUGCAACAACAAAUAGACUAUGUUCGGCUUUCACAAAUCAAAGAUAUACCGGAGUAACGACGGCUGUUGCAUCUGCAAGACCAAGUCCUCCAGUUCACGCUUUACAGACAGCAGCCGAUAUGAGGAGACAUUCAGGAUGUGUUUUGGGUAAAAAAAGCUCUCGUUUAUUCACUUAUUCUAUCUGCAACGUGUUAAUUCGACUACCAAUCAGCCUUUCUUUGAGCAGAAUAAUGCAACGGCAUGCUGAACAUUGUGUUGUGUGUUUCAUUCAUUCAUUCAGGCUCUCAGAGGAUCGUGUUGGAGACAUUUGUAAUGCAUGUGUGUUACUGGUUAAGAGGUGGAAGAAGCUACCGAACGGCUCCAAGAAAAACUGGAACCAUGUAAGUGAUGUCUGCUUCAAGCUUUGAGGAAAUUAGUCUUGUUGUUGUUGUUUGGUUACAAGCUGAUAUUGAGUGUUUUUUUUUUCCAAAUCUUGACCCAGGUGGUCGAUGCCAGAGCUGGACCGGGCUUUAAGGUGACAAAACCCAAGAAGAUUAAGAACAGCGAUGGCAAGAAGAAAAGCAAGCUAAAGAAGCUCCACAAGUUAAAGAGACAAAGUAAGUUGUUAAAAAAAUUUUUACACAUAAUUUGGACAUGCAAAAAGCUUUUUGAAAACAAUGUAAUCUAUACAACAAAUAACUUUUUUUGGCUUAUAGUGAAAGUGUUUAUAGUAAAAGUCCUUGUCAGGCUGGUACAAUAAGGUUUUACUAUAACGUAGAAAGGUACAUUAAAACAUAACUUAAAUAGUUUUCCUGAGGCUUGUAUCAGCAAACAGAACUUGAGGUUUGCAAAGUAACCUUAAGUUCAAAACUGCUUUUUUGCCAUGGUUACUCCUGCUCAUAUCUAGCCUGCUCAGGUAACAUGCAUAAAAGAAGGAGAUAAAACACUGCCUGCUAACCCAUCAGUCCCUUUGAUCAUGGAGCUUGUUUUGGGAAUGGAGGGAACAGUGAUGUUCAGCGUUUUUACAAAAAGCUAUGGCUUGUAUGUUGAGUCUGAUUUUACUGUCCUGCUGCAGAGGAUGAUGGAAGAUUGUACGUCCUGUUCCUAGGGUAGUUUAAACCUUGAUUUUAUUCUACAUUUUACCUUUUGAUAUGUUGACCUGCUGCUUGUAGACUUUUCAAUGUUAGCAUUAGGUCAUACACUGAAAACACAUAUUUUAUGUAAACGCCUUUAUAUUUAAAUUAGCAAACUUUAGGGGUCAUAAGGCAACAUGACAGCUCAGUGCAUUCCCUGAUGUUAGCCUAAGGGACGCUGUUUAUCUCAUUAAUUUCCUGGGUAUUCUUUACUUACUAAAUCAACUAGGAUUUCUUCUUAUUGUUCAAACUCUUGUGAUUCAAUAAAUCAGUGUUGCUAGGAUUUAAGUAUCCAACAAAAUCUGUACUGUAUGAUGUCAGUGCUUAAUUGUUUAUUUCGAUUUCCAAGCAGACUCAGAUGCCCACAGUACAACCUCCAGUGUGUCCCCUGCUCAGUCCCCCAGUUACAGCAACCAAUCAGAUGACGGCUCAGACAUCGAGUCAAAACAAAGGCGAACAACCCCCUCAAUUUUCUCAUUUUUGGACCGAUCAUACUGGAAAAGGCAAGUUUCUGCUCUUAUAUAAACCUUUUGUUGAAUGAAACGAUCAAUUUAUGUAACUUUUCUGUUUCUUUGUUAUGAUUAAUGACCAAAAAAUUAUAUGUUUUAGGCAAAAGGUGUGUUGCGGGAUUGUCUACAAGGGUCGGUUUGGAGAAGUGAUUAUUGAUCCUCGACUCUUCAAGCCCUGCUGCAGUUCCAAAAAACAGAAGACACUGGUGUCCACGCAAAUGGCCACACUCCCUCCGCAGAUCCCAGAAGACAUGAAAGAAACCUGGUGA